AUGGCCGACGAUGAGCACGUCGUUGAGAAAGCUGAGCCACGCUCGGCACUCCGACGCACCCUCGACUUCAUCUGGUUCCUGAUCAAAGACCAAUGGUUUCUGAUCGGCAUCGCCUGCGUCACAAUCAUCGCGUCGCAAAUCCAGGUGCCGCUCGAGCAGCAGAAUGUCAAGCAGGUCGUGGUAUCAUAUCUGUCCGUCUCGCUCGUCUUCUUCGUCGCCGGCUGCACAAUCGACACACGCAUCCUCAUCGACAACUACGCGAAGUGGAAGCACCAUCUGUUCAUCCAGAUCCAAUGCUUCCUCAUGGUGUCCGCGCUGGCGUACGCAGUAGUGCGGCUCGCAGCCAUCAACCACUCGUUCAUGGACCCCUGGCUGCUGAUCGGCAUGAUCUUCAACGGCUGCCAGCCCACGGCCAUGGCAUCCAAUGUGCUCUUCACGCGGCAGUCGCACGGCGCCACCGUCUUGACCGUCGUCGAAACCACGAUUGGGAAUCUGAUCGGGCCGUUCCUCACUCCCGUCCUGAUACGCAUGUAUCUUCUGCCCAACUCGUGGUUCAGCGCCGUCAUCCCCCAGCAAGGCGGCGGCUACGAAGCCCUGUACCGCCGCGUCUUCAUGCAGUUCGGCUUGUCCAUCUACCUGCCGAUGGCCAUCGGCCAAGCGGUGCGCCACUUCUUCCCCAAGACCGUGCACAAGGUGUUCGUGCAGUGGAAGUUCUCCAAGAUCGGCUCCCUCUGCAUGUUGACGCUGCUGUGGCAGACGUUUGACCGCGCCUUCGCCACCAACGCCUUCGCCGAUGUGAAGCAGUCGAACCUCGUCUUCAUCGUGUUCAUCACCAUCGUCAACUGGUCCGUCUGGCUGCUCAUCUGUUUCUUGCUGUCUAUCACCUGGCUGGACCGUAAAGAGACGGUCGCGGUCGCCAUGUGUGUGCCCGCCAAGACGCUGGCGCUCGGCAUGCCUCUGAGUUUCCUCAUGUUUGAGGGCAUCUCGCAGCUGGAGGAGGCGAAAAUUCAGGUGCCCAUGUUGAUCUUUCAGGUCGAGAUGUUGGGGUUGGCGAGUAUUUCGACGUUGUUCUUUAGGCGUUGGGUCGAUGCGGGAGAGAGGCGCAAGGAGAUGGCGGCGCCGGACGAGAGGGAUGGUGGCGGUGCGGAGGUGAGUAGCGAUCCGAAGCAAGGUACCGCGAAGGCCAGCGAGCAGGAUAUACCAGUGUGA
Molecule: messenger RNA, 1209 nt
Organism: Cyphellophora europaea CBS 101466
Lineage: Eukaryota; Fungi; Ascomycota; Eurotiomycetes; Chaetothyriales; Cyphellophoraceae
Exons: 2
Coding region: 1-1209 (402 amino acids)
Cellular component (GO): plasma membrane
Source: RefSeq, a predicted model, not a curated record